Bactrocera oleae (olive fruit fly) is the source of this 1846-nucleotide messenger RNA. It is a transcript of the gene spag, whose product is annotated as RNA polymerase II-associated protein spaghetti. The record is from RefSeq and is a predicted model, not a curated record. Lineage: Eukaryota; Metazoa; Arthropoda; Insecta; Diptera; Tephritidae. Gene Ontology annotation, molecular function: protein binding. Gene Ontology annotation, cellular component: protein folding chaperone complex.
GUUCUCUGGAAGCAGCCCCAACGUGACAUGACAGUUCAUCUUCACAUCAUUCAUAUUGAACCAGCUAGAAAACAAAGCAAGUCAACUUAAUAGCUUUCAGCGCGCUUUCAGUUUUAUUGAACAUUUUUACUAAAUAAUUAUCUUAUAAAAAAUUGUUAAUAGCAAAUAAAAUGGAUGCUUUUAAAAACUCGCAUGAAAUACAAUUGCAAGUGCGCAAUAAUGCAGAGGAGAUGCGAAAUACACUCAAUGAUCUCUACAGUUGGGAACAGGAAAUGAAGGCCAAAGAAAAGGAGUUACAUCGAUGUCCAACUAACGUUGAAAAAGAAGAGCAAGUAAAUUUGCCAAUACGAAGUCAUAUUUUUGCAGAGAAACAACCUGCGCAGAAUAACAAACAGCAAAAACAACAACAGCCAAGUUCUAGAACAAACUCCGUUGCCAAGGAUAAUGAUAAUUCACCAUCGAGUUCUAGCGCUACAACACCCACGGAAAAAUUAGAGAAGCCGCUUGAUGCCAACGAGGAAAAACGUAAACAAGCUAAUGAAAUAAAGGAUAGGGGCAAUAAAAAUGUUAAGCUGGGAGAAUAUGAAAAAGCUAUUAAUGAAUACUCCACGGCAAUUGAUAUAUUUCCAGAGGAUCCAGUAUAUUUUUGCAAUCGCGCGUUGUGUUACUUAAAGUUGGAAAGAUAUAAUGAAUGCAUUGAAGAUUGUGAACAAGCCAUAGAAAUCGACAGUUUAUCCGUUAAGGCAUACUAUCGGCGCAUGCAAGCGAAUGAGUGUUUGGGCAACGAUAUGGAUGCACUUAAAGAUUGUACGACUGUGCUCAUGAUCGAACCUAAAAAUAAAGAAGCAAAUAAAAGUUUAGAGCGCAUCAAUGAAAGGUUACGAAAAAAUGUAAAAAGCGCCAAGGGUCCAAACUUUUGCAUGCCACGUGCUGACAUGAUUGACAUACUACCAAUCGACAAGCCGCCAUAUAAACGCUCAAGCAAACCGCUGCGACGUAUUCCCAUUGCUGAUGUGAUUGGCCCAAAAGAUACGAAAAAUUGUGAAAAUACUAAUUUGAAAAUCUCCGAUGAAGAUAUAGAUAAAUUGUUUAAUAGUAAUUGUGGUCCAUUUGUGGAAGUCAAGAAGUCGAAUAAUGCUGCCGCUGACAAAACGCCCGUCAAACCUGCUGCAGCUUUGAGUAAAGUAUCCACAGUUACGAAUAAAUUUAAUGAAAAUCAAAAUGCCAAAGAUGAUCAAAAAACCUCAGUGAUCGAAGUAAAUAAAUCUUGCGCGACGGCUGGCACGGAUGUGCAAUUACUGAGUGGAAACCGCCCCCUACCACCAACACCCACAUCUACAGCGCAAUUUUACUCGAAUUGGAAAGAAUUAACGCCUGCGCAAAAGUACAAGUACUUAAAGAGCAUUGAUGUGUCACAUUUACGUAAAGUUCUCGGCGCUGGUUUCGAUUCGGACACGCUAACGGACCUGCUACAUACACUGCGCGACUUUUACUUAGUGCAGAAGGAUGAAGGUAUCGCUAGCACACUAUUGGAAAUCAGUAAAAAUAAUCAAGUUGGAAUAUUAUCACUGCUCAUGUCAGCUAAUGAACGAAAAAUCAUUACCGAUAUCGUCAGCGCUAUCAAGGAGAGCAAAGAAAGUGGCAGCUUAGCUGAGCAAAUUCUCAAAAAUUUCAACUUACCUUAAACUUAAUUUCGUAUUAUGUAUUUGAUAAUAAUAUGUGUGCACGAGUAUUCAUGUUUUAAUUAGCACACAUAUUGUUUAAGAAAAUGUUUGUGUCUGCAGUGCAAAUGUAAACAUCACUACAAUAGUUAUCCUUACAAUAAAAUAAUUAUGGAAAUUCACUC